GCAAUUUAUUUUAACUGUAGCCAUUUUAAACAAAAUAACUGCAUUACUGCAUUUGACCAACAUCUCAGGGAUGUGAAUUUUUGUGGAAAAAAAUUGGGUGCUUUAGAAGAAUUGGAAUUGAAUUGAUUUUUCAGACACCGUCAUUGUAAAACCAGGUAUUUUUGGAGUGGAUACAAAAAUCGAUUUUUGGGAGAUCGAUCACUGUAUCUGUAUGGAAAGAAUAAAUGGCUAAAUUAUAUGUUUUAAUGACACAAUUUGGUGUUUGUUUUAGUUCUAAGGAGGGAAAAUAUGGUGAAGGAAAGGAUUUACAAUUGGAUGGUGGGGGCCAGGAAUAGCAGGAAGUUUGGUGUUGGGGAAUAUCACAAAAUAAAAGCUGAAAGCUCACAGGAUUUAAAAAAAACACACUUUUGUGUCUUUAAAUGUUUUUGUUUGUAUUUCCUUAUUGUAUUUCUACUUGACAAUACAGAAUGAAUAACGUUGAACAAAAAGGACACUUUUUAAUCUUGUUUUCAUCAGGAUGACACAAAGAAUGUCAAAUUUCAAGGCACUAUAAUUUAUGCUGUGUGAUAGACAGGGUGGCUGAUUACUGGCCAAUCAAAAUGCAUUUGCCAACAAUGAAUCAGAGAAUACCUAUUCCUCAAACGUUUGCUUGAAUUCGGUGAAAGGCAAGUUGGACUGGUCAAAAUGGGAAAUGUAACAGGGUCCCCCAUGCUUUUAAUUGUUUGAAAACAUGCAAUGCCUGGACAUUGCUAUUCUGUUUGCAGAGGUCAAGACUCUGCAUAUGAAAGCUUGUGGCUUCUUGCAAGGUGUGAUUGAGCCACUUCGUGAGCCCAAUUGAUAAUCAUUCAUUGGUAGAUUGAACAGAACAGAAUUAGCUUUAUUGUCACGUACUCGAGUGAGUACGGUGAAUGGUUUACAAGUUGCCACUUAUGGUACUAUCUUACCUACAAAGGUAGCCAGGUGCAGAUUCUUAGGGGAAAAAAAAUAGAAAAAUAAAGAGAGAAUAAAUUCAGAAUAACAGUCCUUCCAUGCAAUAGUUAUCCUCUAGUCCACGCUGGACCUGGACUCCAGACCACGCCAGGCUCCACCUCAAGGCUUGAGGAUCAUCUGAAAAUUAAAUCUCAAGGUCCGACAUUAAAGACUGACAAGCCCGCAAUACCCACAUCUCACAAAGCUCUGAGAAACAUAAUCGUAUUUGAUUAGCCUCCGGCUGUGACAGUUCCUCAUCGGUUCGCUGUUUGUCUCAACCAUACAGAUGUAAAAGUAAAACUAAAAGAGGAAUAUGGGGUUUGGCCAUCUAUCACGUGCUGCCACCAGCUGAGACAAAACUAAACACUGCUCAACCAGCAAGGGGAGCAUGUACAAGAGGAAUGGCCUGAUGGCCAAUUUGAGAGUCACGUCUGCCACACCAGAGGGCAGUAGUAGUUCAGACUCUCUCGAUGGACCCUAUGCAGACUAUGCUAUGAAAAGCUAUGAUGCAGUUGUGUUUGACGUACUUAAAGUAACACCUGAGGAGUUUGCGAGUCAAAUCACUUUAAUGGACGUCCCGGUUUUCAAAGCGAUACAACCAGAGGAGCUGACUAGCUGUGGAUGGAAUAAAAAAGACAAACAUAUCCUGGCACCAAAUAUUGUUGCCUUUACAAGACGGUUUAAUCAGGUCAGUUUCUGGAUUGUUCGAGAGAUCCUCACUGCUCAGACUUUGAAAAUAAGAGCAGAAACACUGAGCCAUUUUAUAAAGCUAGCUAAGAAAUUGCUCGAAUUAAACAACCUUCACUCUCUCAUGGCUGUGGUCUCAGGUCUUCAAAGUGCACCAAUAUUCAGGCUCUCAAAAACCUGGGCACUAGUCAGUCGAAAAGACAAAGCUACGUUUGAGAAGCUGGACUAUUUAGUAACUAAAGAAGACAACUACAAGAGAAUGCGUGAAUUCAUCAGCAGCUUGAGGAUGGUUCCCUGCAUCCCUUACUUGGGAAUUUACUUGUUGGACUUGAUCUACAUUGACUCAGCCUAUCCAGCAUCUGACAGUAUCAUUGAAAAUGAACAGAGGUCAAAUCAGAUGAACAACAUUUUGAGGAUCAUUUCAGAUUUACAAGUUUCUUUCAAUUGUGACUAUCUAGUAACGUUGCCCCAUGUGCAGAAGUACCUGAAGUCUGUUCGAUAUAUUGAGGAGCUGCAAAAGUUUGUUGAAGAGGACAAUUACAAAUUAUCUUUGAAGAUAGAACCAGGGAACAGUUCACCCCGUCUGGUCUCCUCCAGAGAGGACCUGGCAGGUCCCUCUGAGGUUUCCGCCUCAGUGAGGUACAGUCGAAGACCAACCUGUCCUGAUGCCUCGGUAAUGGGCAGCCUGAACACUCCCCCGGUGCCCAGACACAGGAAGAGCCACAGCCUGGGAAACAAUGUGAUGUGCCAGUUUAGCGUCGUUGAAAGUAAAAGUGCAACAUUCCCAACAGAGCGACCACGACACUUGCUGGACGACAGUGUUCUGGAAAGUCACAGUCCUGCCAAGAAUCAGGAAAGUUCCAUCUUUUCCAACGGAGUUUCAAUUGGAAGCAGCGAGAGCUCUGAGUUCAGUGAGGAAUUGUCCUCGGGGUUGGAGAGGAAUCGGUUGUAUGCAACACUAGGUCCCAACUGGCGGGUUUCAGUAAAGAAUUCUCCAAGGAGCCGAUGCAGUAUUAACAGCCCAACAGAUGCAUGCAGUUGCCCUUUAAGUGGAGCAGCCGGAGCCAUCACAAUGGAAGGACUGCUGAGACGGAAAACUUUACUGAAGGAAGGCAAGAAGCCAGCGAUGUCAUCCUGGACUCGCUACUGGCUCAUACUCUCUGGAUCACUCUUGCUGUAUUACUCUGCAAAGUCACUGAGAGCCUCUGAGAGAAAGCAUUUCAAAUCAUCCCCAAGUAAGAAGGUGUCUAUAGCAGGUUGGAUGGUCGUUCUACCUGAUGACCCAGAGCACCCAGACAUAUUUCAGUUAAGCGAUCCUGAUAAAGGUAAUGUUUACAAGUUCCAGACCAGCUCCAGGUUUCAUGCAAUAUUGUGGCACAAGCACUUGGACGAUGCAUGCAAAAGCAAUAGGCCUCAGAUACCUACCAACCUUAUGUCAUUUGAGUGAACAUUUGAAUCCAGUACAUGUGAUGUGAUCAAAGUGCCAACCCAAGCAAUGGGAAAUAAAACUAUUGAAUGGAUUUUUUUUUUAAAAAAGUGAAGGAAAAACAACUCUUAUGAGGAGAAAUUUGUGCAUCAACUGCCAGCGUUGAAUACUGAAGCACUUUUUUUUUAAGCUUACGAUGUGACCCUAAAACGAUUUUAGUAUGUCUUGAAAGAGGAAGUGAACGACUGCUCCUAAUUUAUGGUAUCAGCCGCAGACAUUAGACACAGUUUUAGCAUUGGCGAAACUACAAACUGACAAUACCACAACAAGCAUAGUUGUCGACCAUGGAACUGUGCAUAAUAACUGCUGCCUAUUUCUUUUUUAAAUGUUUGUUUUUAUUCUUAAGCUGCUUUAUUGUAAUGGAACAAAUUUUAGCCCAUGUUGGGUAUUAUCUUUCUUAUGCACAAAAUGUACUACUGACAGUGUUAACAGGCUGCAUUGAGUGGCAUUUAGAAUAGCAAAUCAGUGAACAGAGUUUUUUUUAAUGAAGUGCACUGAAUUGUUUGGGGCACAGGGGUUGCCUCAAAGUUGUCCGUGGCGGUGACAGUAAUCCCAUUGUUCCAGCGACCUUCAGCUGGUGGAGUUUGAAUCUAUUGCGACAUUUGAGCGAACCUAACAGUUUGUGCCCAUCCCAAACCAAUUUAUUUUUAUCUCUUUCCUUUGCUCCCUCCCCCACCCCCUCCAACAAAAAAACUGUCCCAGCUAAAUGUUCUCAUCAGCACUGCCACCCACUUUGACCCAUGACAGGCAGUAUUUUCACUUUGAGAAUGUGGGAUGUUUAUUCUGCUCCGAGGUCUUUAGUAGAGGAACUCGGAGCAGUGCAGUGUGCAGAGGUGGAUUCUGUACAUACAGCACAGCCAGGUUAAGAAACCAUUACGCACCAAUCAGUAAUGACUGCUUUAUUGUGCCAGAUGUGUCCUUGACACCAUCACAUUAUUGCCAGUUAUAAUGUGGUUUACAAAUCAAAUGAAACGUGUUUGGAAAAUGUUUGUGUACUUUGCUAUGCUAUUUGAUUCUAGCAAAGCUUUGUGAAAGUCUUCAGUUUUCUAAAGUAUUUAAUGACUUUUGCAUAACUGUUGCAAUAAGUAUGUAAUGUAUGACAACCCUUAUUGUGGAUUAUUUAAAGGGUUGAAUAUAGUGGUUAAUGUACAGCAAAAGCAAGGUUCACUUAAAUUCAUAAUCAAAAAUGGAACUAGAGAUUAUUUUCCCCUACAUUAUCUCAACCUUCAAGAUGUGCUAUAACUUUUAAAAUACUUGCUGUCACUGUGUCUUAUUGCUUCCACAUAAAACAUACUGUGUUUUGGCAAUGUUGGGUUAAUUUAUUUUUAUUUUAAUUUGUCUAGCAGCUACUUAGUUAGGUUGGUUCAAAUUUAACCCUUUAUCCUCACAGGCAGGCAACAGAACUUUUGUUAAUAGCAAUGCAGGCUAAUUUUCAGCAUCUCUCUCUGGUGAGAAAUUUAAAAAAAAAAAUUGUUCAGAUUUUCUGUGCCAAAGUCAGCAUGAUUUUUGAUAAAGAAAUAUAAUUAAAAUUCAUACUUGAGCAGUGUAUGGUAUUAAAAUAUGCAGCCAUUUUACUGUUCUGCAAUGGGAGAAGAAAUCCCCUUAAAAAUACAAUUCUGAUUGGGCCACAGUUAAGAAAACAUCUAGUCCCAGUUCAGUUUCUUCCAGGUUAGAAUGCUGGAGUGCAAGUUAUUCUUGAAUUACUGUUAGGGCUUCUGGAUUCAGAGCAGGAAAUAUCACAGGAGCAGUGUAGUCCUCCAUUUAUAGCUGGAAUUUCAAGGUUAUGUCAAACUAAACCCAAGUUACAUCCAAUAUGUGUGGCCUAUGCAACACAGGUUCUGUUCAUCUUCCUUGUACUGGCACUGUAUUUUGCCUCAGUGAAAACUGGUGCACAGAUACUGUAGUAAAUGUAUUGCCUCCAUUUCCUGCUGUGAUCUCUGUUGUUGAAACCGGUAAUCAGAUGGUGGCUGAAUUUCUGUGGAUCAGCAACUUCCAAAAGUACAAGACAAUAAAUGGUAAAUCAUUUCUAAAGUAAAAAUAAUCGACUGCUCAGCUCUAAAUGUAUCCAAGUGAUAGCUGUCAUGGCCACCUUUUGCUUUAUAUCUUCAUCCUACCAUAGCCUGAUAUUUUAAUUUCCACCCUCUGUGGAAAAGCUCAAAAAAAGUCACUAGGUGCAAGUUCACAGUAAUAACGUUUGUGUUCUCUCUUCAACAUCUCCCCAACAUACAAACAAUUUGUUCUGUUGCUAUCACAAAUGCAUCUCAUUUCCAGUUUGAUUAAAUCUGUAGUCAGUAUUAUUGUGUCAUGAGUUUGAGAUGGACAAUUUUCAUUUCUUCAUUGCAAUAGCAUGCCUCAAAUGUAUACUAGUAAUACCUCUAACAAUACUGUAAAAAUCAGCACAGCAUUCAAUUGGUACCCAAACAACUGAGGCCACCAUCACACCAGAAUUACCUAUUGCAACUUACUUAUUUAUAGGGAUGAUGCCCAAGCCUAAUUCAAAGGUUGGAAUUGCCUGGCACUCAUUACUUUACUUUACAUUUCCAUAUUAAGUAGUGCACAAGAUAUCGCUGAUUGGGAAAAUCAUGUCUAGAGAAAUAAAACACAAACCAUGCUUAAAGCCAAGAUGCACUGUCACUUGAUUUUCCCAUCUUUAACCCCACACCCAUUUUAAUGCAGGUAGUGUUGCAAUUUAUCCAUGUAUUGGUACAAUAUCUGAAGUCCUUGGUUCUCUGCCACAGAGCAACUGAAGUAAUCUGUAGAAUGACCCUUCAGCACACAAACUAAAGGCUAACAUGGACAGGACAGCAAAUAACUUGUUCAUUUCCAAUAUUAAAAGCUAAAGUUAGCAGCUUGAGGGAACUGCAGGUUGAUAGCUAUUUUACCAUGAGAACCUCAUCAUCUUUUAUUACAGUUGGCAUUGCACAAUUUAACUAUCAUACAGAAAUUUAUUUUCUCAUUUGGCCAAGCUCUGUUGCUACUUGUGUCAGAUGUUUAUUUGUCUCAAAUUUAGUGAACAUCUGUGCUGUAGAUUUGCUAUUGGUUGCCUUAAUUUGUAGAUUCCAUUACUCAUUUCAGCAAGCAGCCAGAAAAACUUGUACUUGGAGUUCACAAACUGCACUAUAACUGUACAAAUGUAAAUUGAUAUUUGAUGAUUAGAAUUGUGAUGACUGUCAGAUUGCUUGAAAUGCAAUGGGCUCAACCUGUAAUAAGUGCUAAACAAAAGCACAUUUAUUUAGUUGAGGCAAGUGCUGGUUCAGCAGGUGUUGCUACUGUGAGUUUUUACACGUAGGGGGUAGUAAAUUGUAGAUUUUCAUACAGCUCCAAAAGAAAAUAUGGUAACAGAGGAAGGUUAUUCGCAUGCUGUGUGUAUCGGUGUUUCCUUCUACAACUGCUGAGCUAAUCUGUUUUAACCACUGAACUCAGACUACCCCAAAUGGAUGUUCUUAGCUAAAUUAUUUGUUACCUCAGGCUUGUAUCAAGUUGCUGUUUUGUCAGCUUGUUACAUUGAUGACGCAGUUUCACCUACUCAAUAAACAAAUUGCUAUUUAAAAAACUACAGUUGUCACUGCAGUACUCUGGAUAGUCUGCAGCAAAUGAGUCUCUUUCAUAACACAAGCUCAGUGAAAUGUGAGUAAUUUUGCUUCAUGUAGCAAACUGGACUUCAUGCAAAAGAAUGGAUGAGAAGGAAAAGGAUAGCUUCAGCAAUGGCUUACGACAUCUGAAUAAGACUAUAUGGCAGUUUGUACAUACAAUCUAGCCCAAUACUAUACUGAGGGAAUGCCACUCUAUUGCUUGUUAGAUAAACCAUUAAAUUCUUCUUUCAGUGGUUGCAUUUAAACUCAUCUUCCCUUGAAAAUUUUCAAACACAAGCUGGAACCAUUUGUCCAAAGAAGAAUAACAAUCAAUAUCUACAAAAACCACACUUCUUUGUCUGACUUAAAAGGUAAACAGUAAAUGGUUAAAAGUUUCAGGUUCUGUCUUGGAUUCAUGU
Molecule: messenger RNA, 7133 nt
Organism: Chiloscyllium plagiosum (whitespotted bambooshark)
Lineage: Eukaryota; Metazoa; Chordata; Chondrichthyes; Orectolobiformes; Hemiscylliidae
Source: RefSeq, a predicted model, not a curated record